GUAAUUGAUAUUAGUGCUCACCGCUACGGGUCAAAGUUUGAUAACGGCAGAGACCGACCUGCCUACUGUGCCCUUCUCUUCACCAUUCGUUUGUUUUAUAAGAACUUUCUGAUAAGCUCUUUCAGUAGGCCUACCUUUGUAAACUUCGGCAAGAAUAGUACCUUUCAAAAGACCGGAAAAAUGUCUGGACUUCGGAUAUUGGUUGGUUGUAAAAGAGUCAUUGACUAUGCCGUGAAGGUCCGCGUGAAGCCAGACAAGACUGGCGUGGUGACCGAGGGCGUGAAGCACAGCAUGAAUCCGUUUGACGAGAUCGCAGUGGAGGAAGCGGUCAGGAUGAAGGAGAAGAAGCUGGCCUCCGAGAUUGUUGCUGUCUCUUGUGGACCCACGCAGUGUCAGGAAACCCUUCGUACUGCCAUGGCUAUGGGAGCUGACCGGUCGAUUCACGUGGAGGUGGAUGCACAGAGCUACGAGGGGAUGCAGCCCAUACACGUGGCCAAGAUCUUGUCCAAGAUUGCCCAACAGGAGAAAGUGGACCUGGUCUUUACUGGGAAACAGGCCAUCGAUGACGAUUGUAACCAGACGGGGCAAAUGAUUGCUGCACUGCUGGACUGGCCACAGGCCACGUUUGCCUCUAAAGUGGAGAAAGCCAACGGAGAUCUGACAGUGACGAGAGAAAUUGACGGCGGCCUUGAGACGAUCAAGGUCAAGACGCCCGCUGUUCUGACAGCUGAUCUACGUCUGAACGAGCCUCGUUAUGCUACCCUGCCCAACAUUAUGAAAGCCAAGAAGAAAAAGCUGGAGAAGAAGAAGCCCUCGGACUACGGAGUGGAGCUGUCGCCACGGCAACAGGUUGUGAGCGUGGAGGACCCCCCGGUGAGACAGGCGGGCUCCAAACUGGACAGCGUGGAGGAACUGGUUGGGAAGCUCAAGGACUCGGGGCUGAUCCCCUCCUGAGGCCAGCCUUCUCUUCACGUCAGUUGACGGUGUGUCGUGGUGACCUGUGCGCGCCAGCGGGUGGGGCACCCAGACCUGGCACUUUGUGAUGGGCGGAGCCAGCAACACGCAGGAGGACCAGCGGUGUUUUGUUUGUUUUCCCUGAGGGCGAAUGAUGACCUUUGAACUUUGUGUGUGUCGGUGUGGCGAGGGUGAACACGGGAUGGACGCGAUGCGUGUGUGUGUCAUUGGGAAGAACUGUCGCUGAUUGGUCGUCGUGCUUGACUGGAAUAAUUUGAAUAAUUACACAGACUCUUGUAUUGUUUUGCCGUAAAUAGGAAAUUAAAGAAAGGAGUUUUUUCUCAGA
Molecule: messenger RNA, 1300 nt
Organism: Aplysia californica (California sea hare)
Lineage: Eukaryota; Metazoa; Mollusca; Gastropoda; Aplysiida; Aplysiidae
Product: electron transfer flavoprotein subunit beta
Exons: 7
Coding region: 181-954 (257 amino acids)
Cellular component (GO): cytosol
Molecular function (GO): electron transfer activity
Source: RefSeq, a predicted model, not a curated record